CGGAGCCGGUGGGUGCCCAGCCCGGCGGCGCUCGGAGCCAGCCCGGCGCGGGCACCCGCCGGCAGCGAUGCCGCUCGCCCAGCUGCCCGAGCCCUGGCCCGACAUGGAGCUGGUGCAUCUGGACACGGAGAACGGGCAGGCAGCUCCAGAAGAAGGUGGGAAUCCUCCAUCCAAGGCAAAAUCUGACAUCACUUGGAUAGAGAAAGACCUGGUGGACUCGGCGGAGAAGGGGGAAGGUGUCGUGCAGGAAAUCAACAUCACACACCAUGUGAAGGAGGGCUCCGAGAAGGCUGAUCCCUCGCAGUUUGAGCUCCUGAAGGUGCUGGGACAGGGCUCUUUUGGCAAGGUUUUCUUGGUGAGAAAAAUAACACCCCCAGACAGCAACCACCUCUAUGCCAUGAAAGUGCUCAAGAAGGCGACACUGAAAGUGCGGGAUCGACUGAGGACAAAGAUAGAAAGGGACAUCCUGGCUGAUGUCAACCAUCCCUUCGUGGUGAAACUCCACUACGCAUUCCAGACGGAGGGGAAGCUGUACCUCAUCUUGGAUUUCCUCAGAGGAGGUGACCUUUUCACUCGGCUUUCCAAAGAGGUCAUGUUCACCGAGGAGGACGUGAAGUUCUACCUGGCAGAGCUGGCACUGGGACUCGACCACUUGCACAGCCUGGGGAUCAUCUACAGGGACCUCAAGCCAGAGAACAUCCUCUUGGAUGAAGAGGGGCACAUCAAACUCACAGAUUUUGGCUUGAGUAAGGAGGCCAUAGACCACGAGAAGAAAGCCUACUCCUUCUGUGGGACGGUGGAGUACAUGGCUCCAGAGGUGGUGAAUCGCCAGGGCCACUCGCACAGUGCUGACUGGUGGUCCUACGGGGUCCUCAUGUUCGAAAUGCUCACGGGGUCACUGCCUUUCCAGGGGAAGGACCGUAAGGAUACGAUGACCCUCAUCCUCAAAGCGAAACUGGGCAUGCCACAGUUCCUGAGCGCUGAGGCUCAGAGCCUCCUGCGAGCCCUUUUCAAAAGGAAUCCAGCCAACAGAUUAGGGUCUGGGCCAGAUGGGGCAGAGGAGAUCAAGCGCCACCCUUUCUACUCCACCAUCGACUGGAAUAAGCUGUACCGCAGGGAAAUCAAACCCCCUUUCAAGCCCGCAGUGGGCCAGCCAGAUGACACCUUUUAUUUUGACACAGAAUUCACAUCGCGGACACCAAAAGACUCCCCGGGUGUCCCCCCGAGUGCAGGGGCCCAUCAGCUCUUCCGAGGCUUCAGUUUCGUGGCAACGGGGUUAAUGGAGGAUGGCAAAGUGAAACCUGCCCAGCCACCCCUGCAUUCAGUUGUGCAGCAGCUGCACGGCAAGAACGUCCAGUUCAGCGAUGGGUACGUGGUGAAGGAGGCCAUCGGCUCCGGCUCCUACUCCGUCUGCAAACGCUGCAUCCACAAGGCCACCAACAUGGAGUAUGCAGUCAAGGUGAUUGACAAGAGCAAGCGAGACCCUUCAGAGGAGAUCGAGAUCCUGCUGCGGUACGGGCAGCACCCAAACAUCAUCACCCUGAAAGAUGUGUACGAUGACGGGAAGUACGUGUACCUGGUGACCGAGCUCAUGAGGGGAGGGGAGCUGUUGGAUAAAAUCCUCAGACAGAAAUUUUUCUCGGAGAGAGAAGCCAGUUCAGUCCUGCACAUGAUCUGUAAAACAGUGGAGUAUCUGCAUUCCCAAGGGGUGGUUCACAGGGACCUGAAGCCCAGCAAUAUCCUCUACGUGGAUAAAUCAGGGAACCCCGAGAGCAUCCGAAUCUGUGACUUUGGCUUUGCCAAGCAGCUCAGGGCUGAGAACGGGCUCCUCAUGACCCCCUGCUACACAGCAAACUUCGUGGCACCCGAGGUCCUGAAACGCCAGGGUUACGACGAGGGCUGUGACAUCUGGAGCCUGGGGGUCCUGCUGUACACGAUGCUGGCAGGCUGCACUCCCUUUGCAAAUGGUCCCAGUGACACUCCAGAAGAGAUCCUGACACGGAUAGGAGGGGGGAAGUUCUCCAUCAGUGGGGGCAAUUGGGACACUAUUUCUGACAUGGCCAAGGAUCUGGUAUCAAAGAUGCUCCACGUAGAUCCUCACCAGCGUCUCACAGCCAAGCAGGUCCUGCAGCAUCCUUGGAUAACCCAGAAGGACAGUUUACCCCAGAGCCAGCUCAAUCACCAGGACAUUCAGCUUGUAAAGGGCGCCAUGGCUGCCACAUACUCGGCACUCAACAGCUCCAAGCCAAGCCCUCAGCUGAAGCCCAUUGAAUCCUCCAUCCUGGCACAGAGGCGAGUGAAGAAGCUCCCCUCCACCACCCUGUGAGCCCCACGGUGCAGGAACAGCCCGGAUUUUGCACACCCACAGAGGAGGGGGACAGGGGACUGUCAGGGUCUGCACAGGUGCUCCCCUGGGACUUGCUCUCAAAAGGCCAAGUGCCUUCCUGCUCCUGAAAGACUGGCUCCUCCUCUUGUGGACUGAUCUUUGCUGAGAGAACUUCACUGUAAAACUUUUUUGACGUGUAAAUUGUCAAUUUUUAAAGAAAUCCAUCUGUGUAUAUGAGAACUAUAAUGUAUAACUGAUGUCAAGUGGCACUAAAAAGCAGCUCUGAUUCACCCUUCCCUGUGUAGGGCCAGGUAUUUGUUGUUGCUACAGCAUUUCUUGGAACUGAUCCUCUUCAACUCCACAGCAGCUGGAAGACUGUGUCACACUUGGGGUUUAGGCUUUGAGGCUUUUCCUCCCUCAAGCCUUUGGAUAUAUUUCCCAAAGCCAGCCCUGCAGCACUCCUGUCCACAAGGACCUCCCUGCCCUCCAAGUCCUGUGUGUUUGUUCCACACAAGGUGGAUUUUGCAGCCUCCGUUUCUCCCUCUCUCCCGUGCCCCCCCCCAGCCCAGCUCAGAUCUCUGAACAAAAUAAACCACGUUUUUUCCAAGCCCUCCCACAGAUGCUCAGCAGGCCAGGACACCUCCGAGGUUUGGCUCAUUCCUCCUCUGCCCUCCAGUCUCGGUGUUCUCCCCUCACUGGGGAGUUUGUCACCUGGGGAGGAGGGUGACAGAACUUCUUCCUCCCUGGCAAAGCCAAGGCUUUGGGCUGGCUCUGGCUGCUGCUUUUACCCCUUGGGGGUUUUCCUUCCCCUUCCACUCAGCACCCUCUGAACCAAACCACCCUUCAUAUUUUUUAAUUUAACUUUGUUCUCCAGCCGGUAACUCAGGGUUUCUUUCUGACUCGUACAAUAAACGUCAUUCAGGGGC
This is a messenger RNA of Hirundo rustica (Barn swallow), 3252 nucleotides long. RefSeq names its product ribosomal protein S6 kinase A1 (gene RPS6KA1). Lineage: Eukaryota; Metazoa; Chordata; Aves; Passeriformes; Hirundinidae. Gene Ontology annotation, biological process: protein phosphorylation; positive regulation of DNA-templated transcription; intracellular signal transduction. The transcript has 23 exons. The record is from RefSeq and is a predicted model, not a curated record. Gene Ontology annotation, molecular function: magnesium ion binding; ATP binding; ribosomal protein S6 kinase activity. Bases 68 to 2326 code for a protein of 752 amino acids.